AUGAUUAAAACAAAUUUAAUAAAAAAACUAAAUACAUUAAUAAAACAAGAAUAGUUUAAUGAAGUCAUUUAAUAUUUAUCAAUUCAUUAAAAUAUAAUAUUAAGCUAAUUAAAUAAAAAUUGUAAAAUAAAAAUAUAUAUAAAUAUUUUUUAAACUUAAAAAUAAGUAUUAAUUAUAUCCUGCAAUUAAGGAAAUUAGCGAUUAUUUGAUUUUAUAAUCUCUUAUAUUUAAUAUCAGAUUGAACAAGAAGUUAUAAGCAAAUAAGAUUUUUAUUAAUAUAUUAAUUUUUAAGAUAAAUUUGGCUAUACUGCAUUAUCAUACGCUGUAUUUUAAGAAGAAGAUUAUAUGGUAGAAAAGUUAUUAGAAUUAAAAGCAGAUUAUAAUUUAAAAUCAAUAUAAGGAGAAACAAUUCUUCAUUUAGCUUCAUAAGGAAAUUGUUUGAAAUUUUUAGUAAUAAAUUAAAAUAUAAAUCCAAUAAUUUAAAAAAAUACCUUAUUAUAAAAAAAGAUUCAAUUUUAAAGAUAAGGACUCAAUAUAAAUGCAAAAACAAAAAAUAAUUCUACAUUACUUCAUAUUUCUUGUUAUAAAGGGAAUAUAGACACUGUACGUUAUUUAUUAAAAAGCGAAAUAGAAAUAAACUAAAGAGAUAUUGAAAAUCAUACUCCUUUACAUUUAGCAGCUCUAUCUCAAUCUUAUCGAUUAAUAAAGCUUUUAUUAAUAAAAGGGGCUGAUAAAAACUUAAUAAAUAAUUAAAAUAAAACUCCUUUUUAGGUAGCAGAAGCAUUAGAUAAAGGUAAUUAAUCUUUAUUAAAACUGCUAAAAAAAUAGAAAUUUUGUUUAAAUUUUUUUUAUUGUAAGUAUAAUUUGAAAAAUUAAAAAGAUUCAAUAAAUAUUUUUUUUUAUGCUUUUUAAUUAAAUUGUACAUUUUUCGAUUUUUUUUGCUGUAAUUUAUAUUCGAAAUAUAAAUUUAUUUAUACCAUAUAUUAUUCUUUAUACUAUAUUCUUUAUAUUUUAUAUACUUUCAUUAUUUAUAAACCCAGGAAAACUUAAGUAGUUUUCAAAUGA
Messenger RNA from Ichthyophthirius multifiliis, 1065 nucleotides. RefSeq lists its product as hypothetical. The record is from RefSeq and is a predicted model, not a curated record. NCBI's taxonomy places the organism in Eukaryota, Ciliophora, Oligohymenophorea, Hymenostomatida. The transcript is spliced from 2 exons. Gene Ontology annotation, molecular function: protein binding.